Messenger RNA from Chiloscyllium plagiosum (whitespotted bambooshark), 2639 nucleotides. Lineage: Eukaryota; Metazoa; Chordata; Chondrichthyes; Orectolobiformes; Hemiscylliidae. The record is from RefSeq and is a predicted model, not a curated record.
AUCGGAGCCGGCAAAUUGUAUCCAUUUGCGGCGGAUCGGCUGGUUACCGACAAGAAGCAGCAAUGAGCUCGUUCCAGGGUCGCAUGCACGAAUACCCCAGCAUCUCCAUCGAUAGGUUUGACAGAGACAACCUGCUGGCCAAAGCUUAUUUCUUGUCGCAUUGUCAUAAAGAUCAUAUGAAAGGAUUAAGAGCUCCUGUUCUGAAACGCCGACUGGAAUGCAGCUUGAAGCUGAAACUUUACUGUUCCCCGGUAACAAAGGAAAUUCUGCUAACAAGUAAAAAGUACAAGUUCUGGGAGAAUUAUAUUAUUGCUAUCGAAGUUGGAACUCCAACACAAAUUUCCUUGGUUGAUGAGGCAACUGGUGAGAAGGAAGAUAUUUUAGUUACCCUUCUACCUGCUGGACACUGCCCUGGAUCAGUCAUGUUCCUGUUUGAAGGUGGCGGUGGCACAGUGCUGUAUACAGGAGAUUUCAGACUGGCCAAGGGAGAAGUUGCUCGUAUGGAAUUAUUGCAUUCAGGUGGCAGGAUCAAAGACAUUCAGAGUGUUUACUUGGAUACAACAUUUUGUGAUCCACGAUUUUAUCAAAUCCCAAGCAGGGUGGAGUGCCUGAAUGGGAUCCUGGAGUUGGUGAGAAGUUGGAUCACACUCAGUCCUUACCACGUCGUGUGGCUAAACUGCAAGGCAGCAUACGGAUAUGAAUAUCUCUUCACUAACCUCAGUGAAGAAUUCUCGAUUCAGGUUCAUCUUAACAAGCUGGAUAUGUUUCAUAAUAUGCCUGAAAUUCUACAUCAUGUCACCACAGACAGAUCAACGCAGAUUCACGCAUGUAGACACCCCAAGGAUGAGGAUUUUAUUCGUGGAAACCGACUCCCUUGUGGCAUUACAGCGAAAGAUGGGACUCCACUUCGCAUUAUCAGCAUUAAACCCUCCACCAUGUGGUUCGGUGAAAGGACAAAUAAGUCGAGUGUAAUUGUAAGAGGAUGGUGGAAUGAGCUGCCAAGGAAGUGGUGGAGUUUGAAGCCACUGGGGAGGAAGUGCUUAGGAGAUGGUGAACCCAUGUACAAACCACUGGGCAAGUUGAAAAGAUCAAGGAAUUGUUUUAUCAAGGAGCAAGAUGGAGACUAUGAUGACCUUUUUGAUGAUUCCCAUCUAAUUCCAUUGAAGCAGAGGUUACAGUGUGCUCCACGUUCACAGCUGGAUGAAGAAAACAGGGACCCGGAACAGCAGAGAGAGCAACAAGUCGACGAAGAGAGCGUAAGUAAACGCCCCAUAUAUGUCAAUACAGAGUUCCUAGAGUGUGAAGAGUCAAAUGAUGAUGAUGACAACGACGAAGAUGAAGAGGACAAAGAAGCUGCAACAGUUUACCAGAAAAGGGAGCUGAAUCCCAUUUGGAAGGGAUCAGUCCCCGAUCUCUCAGUGCACUGCUCCUCAGGAGGGAAAGCAGGUGAGACCGGGUCGCCACAGUGGGAUAUGUUCUUCAAAGCGGAAUCCGUUUUGAUAUCGGAAACCGAAGAGGAUUCUGAGCCUCUGAGGGAGCAAGAGGUGUGUUCACAAUCGCCAAAACUGUUCAGUGAUUCUGAGGACGGAGAUUCGGUCCACCUUCCCUCUCAAACAUCGUCCCAAUCGACACAUAUAUCUGAACAAGGAAGUCAGGGCAGCCUGUUUGGUGAGCCAAAUCACAUUCCAGAAAAUAGAAUGGGCUCUGGGAAAUUCACCAAAGAGAAACCCCCAUUCAGCACAGCUCUGGAUGUUGAGAAAAGCAACAUCAACUGGGAUGUUCAGCAACAUCAUCAAUUCCAUCCAGAUCUGUCUGCUGCACUGCUAAAUACUGAUCAUUCAAACAGUAGCCAGAAGGGAGAGGGACAACAAAAUUCAAUUCCUGUUUUCAAGUCUGGCUCACAGACAUCCUCAGACUUUGAAAUACCAUUAACGCCAGACUCUGACCUGCCACAGCCAGAGGAACUAAACAUCCUUUACAAUAAAUUAGCUUCUGGCAAAACCAUAACAAUCAAGGCACCUAAACAGAUAAGUGGUGGUAAAUCCUAGCAGUACAAUUGUGGAUACAUCCCAGUGUCGGAGAUGAGAAGCACAACGCCAGAACAAAAAAGAUCCAUCGGAUUGUGAUCAAUUUUCUUUCUACAACUAUUGACUGAUGGGGGAAUUCACAAGAUUUUAUGUUUUGUACACUCUCAACUAUUGUUAUUUAUCACAAACGUUUUGUAUUUAUUCAUCAACUUUGGACAAAUAUUUGUUCCCUCAGUUCUGAGAACAGUUCAUGGCCAAUACUACCCAGUAGGAUCAUAUACUACUCCCUCAAUGGGGGACCGCAGCAAAUAAAAGACAUCUGUUCCUUUAUGUACAAUCGCAUUACAGAACAUUUGUUUCACCAGCCAUUGUCCAGCGAGUCAAGUCUUAUACUCUUCAUUUGUAUAGUCUUCAAGACAGAGUUUGACAUUAUCUUUUUGUGGACAAUUUCCCCUUGCGCUCUGCAAAAAUUGCUUUAGAUUUGUUGAGUCUUCAGCCAGAGGGUGGGGACUCUUGUGGAACUCAUUGCUGCAGAGGCCAAGUUAUUGAGUGUAUUCAAGGCACAGAUUGAUCCUCUUACAAGUCAAGAGCCUAUCUAUGGUUAGAGGGAGA